AAAUGUUGCAAAGGGCAGCAAGCAAUGCAUAUACAUGGUGGUGGGCCAGCCACAUCAGGACAAAGCAGUCAAAAUGGCUGGAUCAAAGCCUCCAAGAUAUGGAGGAGAAGGUUACUGAAACCCUCUCCAUCCUGUGUGAUGAGGGGGACUCAUUUGCAAAGAGGGCUGAAAUGUAUUACAAGAAGAGGCCAGAGCUGGUAAAUUUUGCGCAAGAAGCCUUUAGAGCAUAUAAAGCCUUAGCAGAGAGAUAUGAUCAUUUAUCAAAGGAACUCCAAAGUGCAAACCGCACAAUAGCCAGCGUCUUCCCAGACCAAGUUCCAUGUCAAAUUGAAGAAGAUGAUGAAGAAGAAAGUGACACAGGAACUAAUUCAUCAACACCAGUCCCCGACAACAAACAAACACAAAAUAAACCAACAAUUCCUAAAGUUCCCAAGACACCAAAGAAGGAGUUUAGAAGUCCAUCCAUGUUUCUCUCCAGAAAGGGCAAUCUUAGGAGGUCUAGUAGCUCUGCAAAAUAUGUUCCAAACGUUAUGACUUCAGGUCUUUCCAAGGUUGAAGCCUUAACAGAAAUUGACAAGCUUCAGAAAGAAAUAUUGGCAUUACAAACUGAGAAAGAGUUUGUGAGGAGUUUGUAUGAACGCGCCUAUGAAAAGUACUGGGAGAUUGAAGACCAGAUCACAUCAAUGCAGAAAAGAGUUUGCAGUUUGCAAGAUGAGUUUGGUGUUGGUACAAUGAUAGAAGACAAUGAUGCUAGAGCUUUGAUGGCAGCCACAGCUCUAAAAUCAUGCCAAGAGACCCUGAAAAAGUUGCAAGAGAUACAAGAAAAAUCAUCUAAAGAAGCUAAAGAGGAGUAUGAAAAGGUUAAGAAAGCUCACGAGAUGUUUGAGACCCUUAGAGACCAAUUCAUUUCUAAAUAUAUGAGUAAACAAGACCAAGUUCCUGAGAGUGCAGGAACGGAUAAAAAAUGCAUAGAUGAAGAGAUGGAUCACUUGGAGCAAGAGGAGCAUGAUGUGGGGCUGUUGAGAGAGAAGAUUAAACAAAAGUUGGAGGAAAAUUCAGGUAAUACCCUCACUGUGACUGAAAUGGCUGAGUGCAUUGAUGAGCUUGUAAAUAAGGUUGUUACCUUGGAAACUGCGGUUUCAUCUCAGACUGGUUUGGUAAAGACACUAAAAUCAGAAACAGAUGAACUUCACACAAACAUAAGGAAGUUGAAUGAAGACAAGGAAAUGCUCAUAGAAGGCUCAGAAGCUACCAACCAGAGGCUAAAGAAAUUGGAGGAUGAGUUGCAGAGAGUUAAAAUGCUCAACCGAAGUGUCAGAUCUCAAGACAACACCCUCCAAACACACUUCACUGAAGCAAGCUGUAACAUUGAGCACCUUUCUAAAAAAUUGAAUUACAUGAAACAAGAUGAGGAGGGGGAGGAGAACUUGGUACUUUACAAGAAGAAAAGUGCUGCUGAUGAUAAACCAGGGACUGAAAAACUUGGUGCUAACUUGUCGACAAUAAAGGAUGAGGAUGAUAACAGGUCCAAUUUGAGUGAUAGAACUUUAAGUGUUCAGAAGCUGGUACAACCAGAUAAGGAUGAUUUAUCUGAUACAGUGAGCAACCUUGACACUGAAUCACAUGAUUUGGAAGCUAGUGAGGAAGAUCAACCUAAUUGGAGGCAGAUGUUUAUAAGUGGAUUAGAUGACAGAGAAAAGAUUCUGCUGGAGGAGUACACUUCGGUCUUAGUGAAUUAUAAGGAUGUAAGGGUGAAGCUCAAUGAUGUGGAAAAGAAAAAUAGGGAAAGCAUUUUUGAGUUGACACUUCAGCUAAGGGAAAUGAGGAAUGCUCUUGUGACAAAGGAUAAAGAGAUACAGAUUUUACAUCAGAAGAUGAACUGUCCAGAUGGAAAUCCGGAUGAAAGUCCCUACACCACCACCACAGAAUACAAAUACACGCCACAUGAAGGGCUUCUUCAAAAAGCAGGUCAAGAAGCGGAGUCAAAAAUUUCAUCUUCAAAUUUAGAUGCAAAAUCCCAUUUUGCAGAACAAGUUGAAUCUGAGAGAACAGGAAAUAAUGCCUUAUCAUCUAUGAGAAUGACACUAGAGAAGCUGAUGGCACAUCAAGAUAAGUGCCAUGAUCUUUCAGAUUUGGAAAAGAAAUUCCGUUCGGACAUUGACGAUUUGCUAGAAGAGAACCUGGAGUUUUGGCUGAGGUUUAGCACUUCAGUUCAUCAGAUUCAAAAGUUCCAAAACUCUAUUCAGGACUUAAAAGCUGAGCUAAAAUUGAUAAGGGAAAAAAACAAGAAGUCUGAAGGGUAUUCAUAUUCUAAACCACAGCCUAUACAAUCUCAACUCAAGCCAAUAUUCAGACACCUAAGAGAGAUAAGAACUGAGUUAUCACUGUGGGUGGAACACAAUGCAGUGUUGCAGGAUGAACUGCAAGGAAGGUACUCAUCUUUGUCCAACAUCCAAGAUGAGAUUGCAAGAGCAGCAAACAUGGAAUCCGGUGCUGAAGAGGCCGAGCUAAUGAGUAAGUACCAAGCUGCAAAGUUUCAGGGUGAGAUUCUCAACAUGAAGCAAGAGAACAGCAAGGUUGCAAGCGAACUGCAAGCAGGUCUUAGCCUUGUGAAGGGAAUGAAGGAUGACGUCGAGAAGACACUAGAUGAGCUAGAUGGAGUCAUUGGUACUGAUAGUAAUGUUAAUAAGAGUAAUGCUCAUAUGAAACACUCCAGUAGUCGUGCUCGAAUACCCUUGAGAUCUUUCUUAUUUGGAGUCAAGUUAAAGAAGCAAAAGCAUCACCCAUCUCUAUUUGCAUGUGUCAAUCCAACAUUUAACAGACAAUACAGUAUCACUGAAGCACCCGAACCACAAUAAGAUCAACUUCCACUACCCUACGAGUAGUCUUGCUGCAUUUAAUUUCAUAUUUUGACAUACAACCCUUUCUUAUAAUGCACUAGUUCUUGUGUAUUCACAUAUUAGGGAAAACAAAUGAUUUUUUCUGUAAAUUUCAUGUCAAAGUAUGUCUCCUUUUAAAUGUUUAAUUUCAUAAACAUUAAUAAGCAUACAUGUUUUAAAUAUA
Cajanus cajan (pigeon pea) is the source of this 3063-nucleotide messenger RNA. RefSeq names its product protein NETWORKED 2A. Lineage: Eukaryota; Viridiplantae; Streptophyta; Magnoliopsida; Fabales; Fabaceae. Gene Ontology annotation, molecular function: actin binding. The record is from RefSeq and is a predicted model, not a curated record.